AUGAAACGCAUAGCCAUCAAGCAACAGUCAUGGACGAAGGAUGCAGCGGCAAGACGUCAAGCGACGUUAACAAAGCAAAAAAAGGCUAGAAGAGACCUUACAGAACAUGCUCGUCAGCUUGUACAAUUGCCUUUGUCCAUGUCUCAAGACGUCACUGCACCGCCAAUGGACGAUAUUUAUACUGAUGUCUCCAAGCACAAAACACGUGAGGAGCGCAUAAAGAAGCGACGUGAACACUUUUCAAAGCAAUUAAUGACGCCUGAGUGGAUGAUUGACGUACCAAAGGACUUGAAUGGCAAUGGUAGUGUGCUGGGUGAAGGCUGGUACGUAUUGCCAAGGCCCGAGGGCAAACGCUGUCUAGUAGUUACAAAUGGAGGUAAUACGAUUGCUAGAAUCCCAGCAGGAAGUAUCUUGAAGAAAUUUCCAUCAGCGCUCCCGUGUGGGUCAUACAAGACCAAUAAGGCCAAUGACGGCUAUUGCAUCUUGGAUUGCAUUUUUCAAGAACAGAAUGAAACGUUUUACGUUUUAGACGUCAUGUGCUGGAAAGGUUAUUUGCUAUAUAAUUGCACUACGGAGUUUCGACUUUACUGGAUGCGGAACAAGCUAUCCGAAGGAGCGACAGAGACUGUCACGCCGGCCAACCCAUUUCGAUUUCUGCCUAUUCCAUGCUAUGAGAGUGACCCGGCAGGAAUCAUGGCAGCGUAUUCAACGACGUAUCCGUUUCUCAAAGAUGGACUUCUCUUUUACAUGAAGGCAGGCCAUUAUGAAAUGGGGCUAUCGCCGCUGGCGUUGGUGUGGAAGGAUGGUACCACAAGUCGUUUUUUGGUCACUUCAGCAAAGCCAACUAUUGUACUUCGCCUUGAAGGUGGUGGGAAGGAGUUUACGACGCUAGAGGGUAUCGUUCUUUUCGCAGCCGACCAAGAACUCAUUCAGCAACAUGAGUUGAGUGAAGGAGAUCUCGCAAGUUUUUCUUUUGAGCUGAAUGAUGUGAAUGAUGUGGUGGAAUACCAAACCCCACAUCUAACGAGUCUGACAUUUGUAAAGCGGUGUUCGCCGCAGAGAGCUCUUCCAGACAGCUGGACUAAGAUUUUGUUCCAGCAUAAUGCACGGUCUGGUGGUAUUCCAAUCAAGCAGAUUUUGGAAACUGCUGCAGUGCCCACUACUGAGGUCCAGAUGGAAGGAUAA
Peronospora belbahrii is the source of this 1185-nucleotide messenger RNA. The record is from the annotation of a GenBank genome assembly. NCBI's taxonomy places the organism in Eukaryota, Oomycota, Peronosporomycetes, Peronosporales, Peronosporaceae.